Notodromas monacha is the source of this 345-nucleotide messenger RNA. NCBI's taxonomy places the organism in Eukaryota, Metazoa, Arthropoda, Ostracoda, Podocopida, Cyprididae. The record is from the annotation of a GenBank genome assembly.
GCUCCUUAUCUGCCUUCUUCGAAGGAGAAAAGACUAGAUGAUCAAAAAGAACUUCUGGGAGGAUUCUUAUCUUCAACUGGUGUGUAUAUGCUGGUAGAUAAGAACAUAAGCUGGCCCUUCACCCUGUACUUUGUAGCUUACAUAAGGAGGAGUUGUCUUUUCUUCAGCAUCAUGGUCCAUUUUGGAGACUCGGGGCAGCUGCUCACCAGCAGUCCAGAGGCGUUGUUGUGCUGCAAAUAUUGGCUGGCAUUGCUGUUUGUCUACCAAGUUCAGUCCCUGCUGGUUGCCCAGGUGCAGACCGUGCUUGCCUUCGCAAAUGCAAACGUGAGUUUCCAAAUUGCAUUC